AGAUUCUGGCCAAGGGAAGAUCGAAGUCGCCGGCUUCAAAGAUAUUUCUAUGCGUCUCUUUCUAGAUUCUCUUUCUAUGUGAUGCUGGGAGUAAUAAAGGUGAGGUAUUUUAGGUACUUCACUUAAACGGGGCUUAUGCAGGCAGGGUUUGACGCGGAGUGAGCCUAAACUGGUAAAGGGAGACAAAAACGAGGCCGGCUUGUAAGUAACGCAUAAUGUAUUGCCGGGCUUAUACAGUCUUGUUAUUAUAUUUGUCUGAAUUGCUGGCACAAAUGAAUUUUAGAAUGCAUCAUCUACUUUUUUUUAAAAAUAAAUGUGGUCUGAUCAGUUAUUAUAAAUGUCAAAUUAAAGUAUUUUUUUUACAUGAAUAGCAUUCUACGUGACCAUAAAGUAUGAGCAUUUUGGAAGAUCAUGUUCAUGGGAGGACCCAAAAUCUACAUGUACCGUAUAAUUCAAUCGUAAUACUCUUAUCAUAUUUCAUUCAAUCAAAGUAGAUAAAGAGCCGGCCGGAAUCUCAAGAAAAUCCUAACCGUCAACCAUGAUGCUGCAUGAUUUGGACUCUUGGCCUUGCCAAUCAUUAUAAAUAGCACCAUCCAUUAGGCUUCCACAAAUCAAUAGAACCCAUUACACAUCAACUUUUUCGUAUAAUCCACUUUGUUCCGGCUAAAUCUGUAGUACUUGUUAAUCAAUGUUAUGGUUAUGUUUCCGUUUUCUCAAAAGGAGAAAGAGGCAACGCCACGACAAUGGAAGAAGAGAAGCACCACUGGGGCCUCUUCCACCACCACGAAGAGGAGGAUAAAAGCUCGCCUGAUUAUCUUGUGGUGGAUAACACACCCUCAAAUUACGAGGAUAACAUCCCUCCUGAUUAUCUUGUGGUGGAUAACACCCACCCUGAUUUUCGAGAAGGAAGAGAAGAAGCACAAGCAUGAUAAGCACCUCGCUGAGCUUGGUGCCGCAGCAGCUGGAGCCUAUGCCUUGCACGAGAAGCACAUGAAAAAGAAAGACCCAGAGCAUGCUCACCGGCACAAGCUAGGGGAAGAAAUUGGAGCCGCAGCCGGAGCUGGCGGAUAUGUCAUCUAUGAGCACCAUGAGGAGAAAAUGGAUAAGGAAGAAGAGGAAGAGUCCGAUGGAAAGGAGCACCGCCACCUCUUCUAUUUUUUAAUUAAUUAGUAGCUCUAUGUUUAUGUCUUGGAAUUUCUGUUGCUGUUACAUUUGUGUUGGUGAGCGAUUACCACCAUAUAUAAAUAAUUAUGUCUGUGGUCUUUUGUUUGUUUCGUUAAUGGGUCUCUAUGUAUAUAUCUUUGAAAUUAAGCUAGCGCACGUGUAAGAGGGGUUAUAUAGAAUGUCACAAUAAUAUUGUGUGAGUUCUUCGCAUAAUGUCAA
Rhododendron vialii is the source of this 1383-nucleotide messenger RNA. Its product is annotated as abscisic stress-ripening protein 5-like. The record is from RefSeq and is a predicted model, not a curated record. Bases 694 to 1170 code for a protein of 158 amino acids. NCBI's taxonomy places the organism in Eukaryota, Viridiplantae, Streptophyta, Magnoliopsida, Ericales, Ericaceae. The transcript is spliced from 2 exons.